This is a messenger RNA of Parathielavia appendiculata, 455 nucleotides long. RefSeq lists its product as uncharacterized. Lineage: Eukaryota; Fungi; Ascomycota; Sordariomycetes; Sordariales; Chaetomiaceae. Bases 134 to 319 code for a protein of 61 amino acids. The transcript is spliced from 2 exons. The record is from RefSeq and is a predicted model, not a curated record.
GGCCGCCUUGCUGGAUGAGGCCAUGUGCGCUGCUGUGAAUAAUCAGAGCAGUGAGUUUUCGCGUCGCAUCCCACCCUCAACACAGCGGGGCUAACGACGCCGUGCGGCGACAGAGUAUGUGUUCACAGCGACAAUGACAAUCAGCUUCUUGAAACCGGCCAGGUUGCCCGGCGCGUUUAUUGUCAGGGCAAGGGUAGUCAAGAAGCAAGGGCGUAAGCUCUGGGUCAGGGGUACACUUGAGGAUGGCGACGGCGAAGUUAAGGCAGAGAGUGAGGCAUUGUUGAUGGAUCAAACGCCUGGGAGGCGGAGCAAGCUGUAGCGGCGGGGGAAUGAUUGAAAAUGGAUAAUCUUAAGACAUCGAGUCACGAUUGUGCGAAUAGGGACCAUUAGAGAGUUAGCAAUAGGUAACCACCUUGAUGGCUGAUGUUCCCGACCAGGAGACGAAGCCCAGCGAG